Messenger RNA from Pelagomonas calceolata, 393 nucleotides. The record is from the annotation of a GenBank genome assembly. NCBI's taxonomy places the organism in Eukaryota, Pelagophyceae, Pelagomonadales, Pelagomonadaceae.
AUGAUGCGCCGGCACCUGCGUGGAGAGACGCGUUCGCGUCUUGUCGCGUCGACGGCGUCGCGGUGGUCUCUGUCGCGCUCCGCGCUAUUCGUACGCCUCUUGUUUGAAAUCUGGGGGUCCUGUGGCCGGUCUCGCUGUGUAUACGCGAGCGCUGCGGCGCCUCGGUGGUCCGGCGCACCGUGUGCGGAGGCGGACGGUCUCCGCGGUCCACGAACCCGCUGCUCGCCCGACCCUCGUAAGCGCGGCUAUUGUGGGCCCAGGCUGCUCGCGGCCCGAGAUUCGCAAGCGUACGGCUUCGUUUGCAGCGAUGGAGUGUCUCGAACACUGUUGGCCGCACCUAUCUCGCCGGGUCGUCUCUUAUGACCUGGAGACGACGAUGUACGAGAGACCUCG